This is a messenger RNA of Diospyros lotus (date-plum), 1163 nucleotides long. RefSeq lists its product as uncharacterized. The transcript has 4 exons. The record is from RefSeq and is a predicted model, not a curated record. Lineage: Eukaryota; Viridiplantae; Streptophyta; Magnoliopsida; Ericales; Ebenaceae. Bases 475 to 1050 code for a protein of 191 amino acids.
UCCAGAAUCCCCAACCCCUGCCACGAGAGACGACGGUCGCCGACAACCAAGACUAUCAAAGCGGUGGCGAUGGUAGAACCGACGAUGGCGACAACGAUUAAUGGAGUAGAAGGAGUGACGGGCGGCAAUUGCGCAAGACUAUCCGAUCGAUCGCGGCGGUAAUAGUGAGAAUGAUGCGAUGGCAGCGGAAGCUCGAAUGACAGUGACGACGGAGGAAUACAAGUAACAACCGCAAAAGCCCGAAUAGUGGUCGCAACAAGUAGUGACGACAGCGGAAGAUCAAAGCAACUGACAAUGACGGAUAGAAACCAUUCAACUUCUCGCUUGUGGUUUGGAAUCCAAACUACAACGAUGGCCCCUCCGACAAUCAAACUUUCGUUAGAAGUCAACAGCGAAACACUCCAAAAAACUGAUCAGAGAAUGAAAUAACUUGUCGGGUCUCUUUGGACAGAGGGUUACCGGCUUCAUGCAGGAAUGCUUCCUCCUUUCAUAUCAGGAUCUCUGGCUCAGCGGGUAUUAAGCCCAUUGCCUCCAUCGCCUCAACGUUGCCGCCUCCAGACCAUCACCAAAUUUGAAGACCACUUGUUUGUGGUUGAUCCAACCACGGGGCAAUUACUUGAUGAUAUUCCUCUUUUUAAAGCAACUCAUUACAAUGAAAAAAGUGGAAUGUGGACAUCUCCAGAGGCCCAGGCAGAUUAUAAGCUGAUGUUGGAGAAACAAGAAGCUGCGGCUUUUACAUCACAAGAAGAAGAAAGUUCAACACUUACUCAAAAAGAAAUUUGUGCUUCAUCUAUAAGGUUGAAAUCAGGUUACUUUACUACUAAACCAUCUAAAAAGACUCGGAUAGCUCCAACGAAUCAUUCAGAAACAAAACAACUUAAAGAACAAGUGGAGACCUUGUUACAGUAUAAUGAGUCAAGAGAAAUUGAGUUUGAAGCACAAAAAGAGGAGAUUCAUCUGUUGAAGAGUAUGCUGGCCAUUGUUUUAGAAAAUGUUGGAGAAAAACCUCUAAAUGAACCAUCAAAUGCAGAAGAUGGAAACAACUCUUAGAUGUGUGGGACUUUAAGAAUCCAAAGAAGUUGAAAGUUUAUUUUGACUUGAUAUACUUUUUGCUUGUUUGUCUUUAUUUGAUGAAUUAUGUUUGGAACAUGUUUUUGAAUAUU